AUGAGUGCUCUGACUAACGCCCAAGAUAUUCACUUACUCACUGAGGGUCUAUCUGUCUGCGGUGAUGAGUCCGGUGACUACUAUACCGUCAUCUACACUCGAGGUCAGCUGGAUCGUGAUGGGGUGUUUGGACAGGGGCAGAUCGAAAGUAUCCCCCUCCGGCACAAAUGUAUCUACGAAACACCUGUCGUCGACGGUGAGAUCAACUUUAUGACAUCCGGAAACCUGAUCUGGAAACAAGCUCUCGAAAAACAUCGACUGCUACAUCAACUUCAUGUUUAUGAUAGAUAUCCCAAUCCCGAUCUUGUUGCGUCAAUGCGAGCCCUCUGGAGUCGACACAACAACGGAAAUCUGGAUCUCGGAGCAUUUCGCCGUGAGGCUGGAAAUCUUCUUGUCCUCACCGGUAAUCUCAUGGACGAUAUUCCAUUCUCUACCGAGGCGUAUGGCGGAACUAACGGUCCUAACCGUAAUGCACAUACUAAGAAACUACACCCAAACGACGAUCAUCUCGCGUGCCAACGCAGAGGCCAUAUCAUGAUCCUAACUUCUCCCUGGGCAUCAGAGGACGAAGAACUUGAGGAAAUGAGAGAACAUGAGUUUUAUAUCUCUCAAGUCUCUCACAACAUGAAUGCUGAUAUGCACAUCGCAUUCCAUCACGUCUUGUUUCGCAGACGAGAAGCGGAUCGCCUAGCUCUUCUUCAGCUGGACUGGUCUUUGAUGACUGGCCUCCAGAGCCUUUGUCUUGAUCUUUCAGGACCCUGGACCGAUGGUCCCAACGAGGCACUCAAGUCCUUUUGUGUUCAGAUGGGAAUGCAUCUGAAGCUCAAGACACUCGUUGUUCUUGGCCUUCCGGUGCGACAGGAAUACUGUAAGUUGGGCAAGGACUUCUGGGCUAAAACCCUCGAGAACCAAGAGUAUGUUCCAAGCACGGUCGUCAAAAGCCAUUCCGAAGACAGUGACGAAAGUGACGAUGAUCCUGAUGAAGAACUUGUCGGAUUCCCAACAUAUAUCUAUUGGUUGAAGGAGUGUCUCCAGCCCGGCGGCCAGAUACAUUUUGUGACGCAGUAUGCAUAG
Molecule: messenger RNA, 1074 nt
Organism: Fusarium subglutinans
Lineage: Eukaryota; Fungi; Ascomycota; Sordariomycetes; Hypocreales; Nectriaceae
Exons: 2
Coding region: 1-1074 (357 amino acids)
Source: RefSeq, a predicted model, not a curated record